AUGGACGCAGGCGCAGAGGCUGCGGCUCCUCCCGUUGCCGUUUUCAAGAAGAGAGGGGCCAAGGGCAAGGCCAAUAUCCGCAAGAGGCCCGCCACGCCACCACCCGCCAACAGUGACUCCGACUCCGACUACUCCUCCGAAGACGAGACAGGCCAACGAGUAAAGAGACGGAAGAAGACCGGCGCCAUCACCGCAUCCUCAAAAGACCAAGCCGCCUCGAGGCAGGAGCUAUCAGCCACAGUCUUCAAAGCCGAUCGUAAUGUUCCCAUAACGGAUAGCAACGAUGCGACGAAGCACAGCAACUGGUAUGACGAGGAUGGCAAGGGCGCGCUCGACGCAAAGAACCUUCUUGGUUCGACACGGUCGAAGCCAUCGCAAGCGCCUGACGGAACAUACAAGGGGCUCGCAAACCAGACAUCGUUCAUCCAGAAGAACCCCGAUGCGCCAAGCCGAACAGUAGGGCCCAUCAAGGCACCUACGAACAUCAGAACCAUCACCGUAACCGACUUCGCUCCGGACACAUGCAAAGAUUAUAAAAAAACGGGUUUCUGUGGAUUUGGCGACAACUGCAAGUAUCUGCACGCUCGCGAAGACUACAAGGCGGGCUGGCAGCUCGAUAAGGAAUGGGAGAGUGUCACAAAGGGCAAGAAGAAUAUAGGAGGCACCGUGGUAGCGAGCGCGGACAGGACCAAUGUGGAGAACGACGAUGACGAUGAGGAGGACGCGAUGCUGGAGAACAUCCCAUUCGCGUGCAUCAUCUGUACAGAGGCGUACAAGGCGCCGAUCAUCACGAGAUGCGGGCAUUACUUCUGCGAGCCAUGCGCGCUCAAGAGGUACAGAAAAGACCCGACGUGUGCUGCCUGCGGGGCAGGCACAAACGGCGUCUUCAACUCUGCCUCGCGCUUGAAGAAGCUGUUGGAGCGCAAGAGAGAACGCGCUGCAAAGAAGCGCCAGGAGGCGAUUGAGGCCGGUGAAGAGGUCAGCGAUGAGGAAGAAGAAUGA
Messenger RNA from Colletotrichum siamense, 1002 nucleotides. It is a transcript of the gene cwc24, whose product is annotated as Pre-mRNA-splicing factor cwc24. Lineage: Eukaryota; Fungi; Ascomycota; Sordariomycetes; Glomerellales; Glomerellaceae. Gene Ontology annotation, biological process: snoRNA splicing. Gene Ontology annotation, cellular component: U2-type spliceosomal complex. The record is from RefSeq and is a predicted model, not a curated record. The coding region runs from base 1 to 1002 and encodes 333 amino acids. The transcript has a single exon. Gene Ontology annotation, molecular function: metal ion binding.